Trichechus manatus latirostris (Florida manatee) is the source of this 535-nucleotide messenger RNA. RefSeq names its product placental protein 13-like. The transcript has 4 exons. Gene Ontology annotation, molecular function: carbohydrate binding. The record is from RefSeq and is a predicted model, not a curated record. NCBI's taxonomy places the organism in Eukaryota, Metazoa, Chordata, Mammalia, Sirenia, Trichechidae.
AUGGUACUGUUUUUGGUCCCAUACACUCUGCAUCUGUCCUUGUCUAUUGUUUCUUUGGUGACAAUUAGGGAAACACCUGCCAUCUCUUUCAGCAAGGACCUGCAAGUGCAGGUGGAUUUCCACAAUGGAACUCACAAGAAGUCAGUUAUCGCCUUCCAUUUCCGAGUCUACUUUGGCCAGUGUGCGGUGAUGAACAGCCUUCAGGCCAGGGGUUGGAGGAAUGAGGUGAGCCUUCCACGUGCCCUUUGCAAAUCCUUUGCCCUGAGCAGCUGGGUGCUGCAUAAUCAGUAGCCGGUAAUAGUAAAUGGCCAGUAUUGUUACAGCUUUGCUCACCGACCCUAGCCAGGGUCUGUGAAGAUUAUGCAGGUGUGGAAAGAUAUCUCCCUGACUUCGGUGGAUGCCUCCAAGGUAGGGAAGUGACCAUACUCCCCAUUGUCUAGGAGCUCUCUCCAUCUUGGUAAACAUGGAAUUCAAAGAGCCCACUAAUAAAAUGGGGUCCUCCUCACCCUUGCCCCACAGUUGGUCAUUAAAAGUU